Molecule: messenger RNA, 1595 nt
Organism: Kogia breviceps (pygmy sperm whale)
Lineage: Eukaryota; Metazoa; Chordata; Mammalia; Artiodactyla; Physeteridae
Gene: RAB35
Product: RAB35, member RAS oncogene family
Biological process (GO): Rab protein signal transduction; endocytic recycling
Cellular component (GO): endosome membrane; plasma membrane
Molecular function (GO): GTPase activity; GTP binding
Source: RefSeq, a predicted model, not a curated record
CGGAGGGAGGUGUUUCUGUCAGUUCCGGCUGUUUGUUCGGGAAGUGGAUCCGCCGCUGCCGGAGCACCCCGGAGGGAGCUGCGGAUCGCGAGGCCAGCACCGACCCCGCCCGCUAGCGUUCGCCUCCCCCGCCCGCCAUGGCCCGGGACUACGACCACCUCUUCAAGCUGCUCAUCAUCGGCGACAGCGGUGUCGGCAAGAGCAGUUUACUGUUACGUUUUGCAGACAACACUUUCUCAGGCAGUUACAUCACCACGAUUGGAGUGGAUUUUAAGAUUCGGACUGUGGAGAUCAAUGGCGAGAAAGUGAAGCUGCAGAUCUGGGACACGGCCGGGCAGGAGCGCUUCCGCACCAUCACCUCCACAUAUUAUCGGGGGACCCACGGGGUCAUCGUGGUCUAUGACGUCACCAGCGCCGAAUCCUUUGUCAACGUCAAGCGGUGGCUUCAUGAAAUCAACCAGAACUGUGAUGACGUGUGCCGGAUACUAGUGGGGAAUAAGAAUGACGACCCUGAGCGGAAGGUGGUGGAGACAGAAGACGCCUACAAAUUCGCCGGGCAGAUGGGGAUCCAGUUGUUUGAGACCAGCGCCAAGGAGAAUGUCAACGUGGAAGAGAUGUUCAACUGCAUCACAGAGCUGGUCCUCCGAGCAAAGAAAGACAACUUAGCGAAACAGCAGCAGCAACAACAGAACGAUGUGGUGAAGCUCACGAAGAACAGUAAACGAAAGAAACGCUGCUGCUAAUGCCCCCAGCCCACUGCAGAGACUGCACUGCGGCCACUCCCCCUGCCCCAGGCCAGGGGGCUCCUCUCCUCGGGGGACACUGUUUCGUGCCGUUAUUUAAAGAAUUCUCUCCACGUUUUUGUACCGGGAGGCGCCAUCGGCACUUCCUCCCCUCCCCCCUCGAGUGCCAAGAAGGUGUUGGACAGCCUGCCCUUCCCUUCUGGCGCCCCUGCCCCCCGGCCAAGGCGCCUGGGCCCGGCGAGGACGCUGCCAGCCGAGCGGACUGAUUAACCGGAGUUUGUACAUAAUGUAUAUUGCUUUAACCAGCGCAUCACCCUUGUCCUGCUCUGGCUCUUGCCUCCCUAAUGCCAGCCUGCUGCGACACCCCCCUCCCCACCCGACCCCAACUUACUGCCAGCAGCUUCCUGAGGGGACAGGAUUACAUUCUAGACAUACCUUUUGCCAACCUGGGCUGGUGAAGUGGGCUCCACGUGACUCGUUCUCUCUUGCAGGCUGUCGGUGUCUGUCCCUGGCAUGUAGGGGCUCACCCCUGUCCAGGGCCUCUGCCGGCCCAGCUCCCUCCCCUCCCCAUCCCGUCCUGUAACCAUUCUGGCAGCUGGGGAAACCUGGCCUUGAAGUGGGCCUGGGGUUCCCAUCAGAGGCCUGACCCUUCAUUUCCACAGGAGUCACUCCUGCCCUUUGGCCAACGGAUUUCUUGUCCUGCCUUCCAGAUGCCUCUGAGCUACAAACCCAGGGGAGCUAUGGCUUUUAAUUUAUAUACCAACCUGUUUUGGUUCCAGUAGAAAGAUAGGGGUGUGUCUGUGCAGGGAUGAGCUUGCAGGGGGACUAAGAUGCAUCAUUUUAACAGAUAAA